Prorocentrum cordatum is the source of this 1972-nucleotide messenger RNA. The record is from the annotation of a GenBank genome assembly. Lineage: Eukaryota; Dinophyceae; Prorocentrales; Prorocentraceae.
AAGCCUGUCUGCUCAAGGAUGUCGUCCUUUCGUCAGGGCUCGCCCGGGGCAGGGCAAGAAUCGGAUGCCGAGGCCGCGUUGUUGCUCGACGCGCCAGUCUGGCAAGAAUCCCAAGCGAGGACGGCGAGUGCGACGGAGUCUGGCGGGCCGCGUCUUCGACGAGCGGCGGCGGCGGUGGUGCUGGCCUCCGCGGGCGCGGCGGCAGCGGCUAUGCUGUGCGCGGCGCUGCUCCGCGGGAGUGGUCCCUCGCGGGGGAGCAGCGCCGCGGAGUCGCUGCAGGAGCGUUUCGGCCUGAGGCUUUCGGAGGACGCGGUGGGCUCUCAGCUCUUCAACUGCCUCGAGGACUUGGAGACGUGGGAGGACGCGUGGCCGGAGCCGAAGAGAGCGUUCUGCUGCGAGACCCGGUGGAUCGGGUGUUCGGACGGGGAUGCGCCCCUCCGUGCGGCGGCGGCCGUGGAUGCUGUGCGCGAGUUCUCCAGCGUGCGCAAGCCUCGCUCGGGUGCUGCCGCUGGUGCUGACGGUGCAGAAGAGGUGCCUGGGCGCCCGCUGCCUGAGGCUUGCCGUACCGCGCUCGAGGGGGAGCCGUGCUACCUCGAGGUGCGCUGGGCAAUGCGGACGGGAAUCCACAGGCACCCCACGUGGUACGUCGGCCUCAGCGAAAGGUCAAGCUUCGAGGACUUCCAGGAAUUCAUCUACAGCGCCCGGAGGGAUGCCCCGUGCCGUAGGCCCUGCGCGCGUGCCGCCACGGUGGCGCCUGUGGCUGCGCCGAAGCCAGGCCACGGGAACAGAACGGCCUCGACCUCGCCACAUGCAGACGAGGCUGCAGGAUCUGGCGAGCUCCUUCACGGUGAACUGGGCGUCCCGACGACGGCUGCCCCGACGAAGACGGUGCUGACGGCGACAACUCUUCAAGCUGCAGAAGAAUCGCCAGCCGAUUGCCAUACCGCAGUCGACGGGGAGCCGUGCUACAGCCAUGUGGUCUGGGCCAUGCGCGUUGGCAUCGGUAAGAAUCCAGAGUGGUAUGAUGGCCUCAAUGGGCAAUCGAGCAUGGAGGAGUUCCAGACGCAUAUCCAUUGGAACAACCCUGAGUUAGACUGCGACAUCCCUUGCGCCUCCACCGUCACCGCGAGUGGCAACACUAGCAGCACUGGGGAACCUCUCCCGGUCUCGACCUCGGCUCAUGCACUGCGUAGCUCCACAGGACGCGCUCCCAGAAGGCAUGGCUCUUCGAAUGACACGCGUAACACAUCCUCAACGGGGACGGCGACCACGGUCACAACGGCCACCAGCACCAUCACCACCACCAUCACCACCACAGAGGCUUGCGAGACGGCCGCGGCAGGUUCGGAGUGCUACCAGAAUGUCCUGUGGGCGGCCCAGGUGGGCACUUGCCAGCAUCCAGACUGGUACCCAGAGCUGACCAGGAAGUCCAGCUUCGAAGCCUUCCAGAAGCACCUGUACCUCACAGACAAGGCGGCGAGCGGGGCGGCGUGCCAGAUGCCGUGCGUCGGCGAAACCGCGGUGCCCCCGAAGCCGGGUCCCACGAUCUUCUGCUUCGCCGUGGCGAACGAGGACUAUGAGAUGGACAUCAUGAGGUUUCAACACGAUAGGUGCGCUGGGAUUUUCGACUGCACCGAGACUGCGAUCAUCAGCCAAUUUCCUGACGCUGGUGGCCUUCCUGUCAUGCAAAUCGACUGGAUGGACGUCGGGGUCUCGCAGGACGGAUUCGCCGCGAACACGGAGGUCUUUCUGCAGGCUUGGAGCUCCGUGAGGGGCGACGGGCGCUUCGCCAAUUUCGAUUGGACCGUGAAAGCUGAUCCGGACUGCGUGCUGGUGCCUGACCGCCUCCGGUGGCGGCUCGGCAGCUUCGGGGUGGGCAAUUUCUACGUGGCGAACUGCGACAGGGGCGGCCAAGCGCCGCCCAUGAUGUACGGCGCGGUGGAGGCGAUUUCCAACGAGGCGGUGCAGGCCU